Messenger RNA from Fopius arisanus, 2208 nucleotides. It is a transcript of the gene pb, whose product is annotated as proboscipedia. Gene Ontology annotation, cellular component: nucleus. The transcript is spliced from 3 exons. Gene Ontology annotation, molecular function: RNA polymerase II cis-regulatory region sequence-specific DNA binding; DNA-binding transcription factor activity, RNA polymerase II-specific. The record is from RefSeq and is a predicted model, not a curated record. Bases 1 to 2208 code for a protein of 735 amino acids. Lineage: Eukaryota; Metazoa; Arthropoda; Insecta; Hymenoptera; Braconidae. Gene Ontology annotation, biological process: regulation of transcription by RNA polymerase II.
AUGGAUCCAAAUUGCGGCCCAGCCGAGACAGGUUUCAUCAACAGCCAACCAUCAAUGGCUGAAUUAUCAGCAAUGCCACAGCUCUCCAGCGACGGUCAACUCCAGCACUCACCCGGGACCGUGGGAUCCAUGAGCCCUGGCGCGCAUCAUCCGAAUUAUCAUAUAAUGAUGGAUCCUCACGGUGUCUCUGAUCCAUCUGGUGUCAAUGUGCCGGAAUAUCCGUGGAUGAAGGAGAAAAAAACGACGAGGAAGAGCAGCCAGCAAGAAAAUGGUCUUCCCAGGAGAUUACGUACUGCCUACACAAAUACUCAGUUGCUGGAGUUAGAAAAGGAGUUCCACUUCAACAAGUAUCUAUGUCGACCGAGAAGAAUCGAAAUAGCGGCUUCCCUGGAUCUCACGGAAAGGCAGGUGAAGGUAUGGUUUCAAAAUCGUCGGAUGAAGCACAAAAGACAAACACUGAGUAAAGAGGAUGGUGAUGAUAAAGACGGUGGAUCGUCGGACGGUGUGGAGAAGCCCAAAGGAGAGAACAUGCUGAUUGACGAGGAUGAGAAGAAGAGUUGCCACAACUGUGAUAUUUCCGGAGUUACCGAUGUGGGUAGCACACUCAGCGAGGUGACAGACCUCGGUGCUUCGCGGCUUGGUAACAAUAAUAAUACACCAAGUGCAACGAAUAACAAUAACAAUGGAUCAAAUGUAGGAUUUAGUACGAAUAGUAAUGGUGCUAGUAGUGUUGGGAGUACGAACAGUGUAUCGAGCUCCUUCGAGAAGAUAAUGGCUGAUGAGGACUCGAGAUCGAAUGACGGUAGUGACGUGACAUCGCCAAGCAUACCAACGAAAAAGAUGAGUGAGGUGAGGAUCAAAGUGGAGGGUGGACACAAGAGUCCAAAUCCUACGAAACAUCCGAUAAAUGUCUGCAAGAAGUCACCGUCCUCCAGCAAUAAAGAAAUAUGUACAAUGACCAGCAACGGUGUCCUCUUGGCCAUGCCGGAUUCGACUGUCAGCACACCAGCUCUACCAAGUCAAGGAUCUACGAGGAGUCUAACACCCUCGUCAACACCCGGAACACCUGUAUCCGUUCAACUUCAACAGGGCAGCCCACUGAAUGUACAAAGCACCCACGGCUACAUGCAGCGGCCCAGAAGCUCUCCAUCGUCCACCAGUUCCGGGACUAUCCUUCAUGGCACCUCGAAUUCAACGAGUAUUCCACCUCACGUAGCCCGAAGUAUCCCAUCAAAUUCCCAAGGGCAUUUUCCACCUCAGCAGAAUAUAUAUCAACCACCUGCUGGUGAUUACAGAAAUGGAAUGCCCAUGAGCAGACAAAACGUUCCACCAGCCAAUCCUCAGAGCACUUACUGCAACCGAGAUACGUAUCAACAACGCGUGACGUAUCCACCUGAAAUGCACUCAAUGUAUAGACAGAAUCCAGCGAUAACCACGCGAGUUGGUCAUCACGGAAGAACGGGAUCAACGACCCGCCCGGUGUACAAUCCGUCGUUGCAAUUUCAUCAGCAACAGCAGCAGUAUCCAACUGCAGGAGAGUACAACGGCUAUCCACAAGGUGGUGCAUACCAUGCCAGCUAUCAGCGAGGUAUGCAUCCAGGUGGAACAGCUUAUCCAAACCAAGCCUAUCCGAAUUCCCAGACUGAGGCAUCGACGGAGUACAUGACCGGAAGCUAUGGAUAUCCAACAGGACCAUAUCAUGGAGACAAUCUGGCUUCUCACUCCCACACAGCUGUUCCCGUUCAACCUAGCCAGCAUUAUUAUCCCGAGAUGCAGCAUCAGGCUCAACAGCAACAUGCAGCUGAGGGUUACGGCUCCAUUCAUCCCAGCCAGAAUGACUACCGGGGAAGCAAGUGUCAUCCAAACACCUACUACGAGCAGUCACAGCUGCACGUUCACCAGGGAGGCGAGGCAUCCAGCAUUCCCAACAGCUACGUCUCAUCACCUGAUCCUUUCCCAGCCCCUGGCAUGACCACAACUGCAACAGCUAUCGCCGCGGCAACAGCAGCUGUUAUCACUCCACCAGAUAGCACCGGACAAGCUGAAACAAACAAUGAACCGUACAGCAACUUUGGAAAUUUCUACGGGGAAUCGGUUCACGCCACUGCACCGACACCCUCUGCCGAUAACAGCAACAGUUCAUCGGACUUUAAUUUCCUAAGUAAUCUCGCCAAUGAUUUUGCACCCGAGUACUAUCAGCUCAGUUGA